AUGGCAAUGGCAGAUGCGAUGCCAGUCCUUCCCGAGCACGACAUCACCGUAGUGAACACCUUCGUGCAAGUUUCCGAGGCCCGCCCACGUCAUCGGCUUCAGCGGUCGCAAACCGCCCCCGUGACAGCAGCCGACGAUGAGGCCGAGGAGGAGCUCGAGACAGAGGAGCAGACAGGUGAAGCACAAUUUGUCUCAGAGGAUGCUGAGCCGAAGGCAGAGAAAGAAGUGAUCGAAGACUGCCCCGAGCCGAGCGAGCCCGUGAAAAUGAAUGUCAAGAAGCUGCAGACCUUCAAGACCCUGAAUCGUUUCGAAACACCGGACCCCUGGGACUUGGAGGCAAUCUGCAAGAGUCUGGACGAGGAGCAGGCCAUGCAGACCCUGCCCGCAAAGGCAGCCUCGUCUUCCAAGCCUCGACUGUUGCACUCAGCGACACCCGACCGAUGGGAGUGGGAUGCGAUGGUUCAAGAGGAGAAGAUGAUCGAAUCCCGCAGCCGAGCAGAGACACCCAGCCAGCCGCCGGUGGCUCCCGUGUCAGUGCCAGCGCCAGUCCCAGUCCCACCGCCGGUGGCGCGUUCGGCUUACAUCCCGGCGCAGGCCUGCAUAGCCCAGGCAGCCCCCAUGGUAUCGCUCCUGACAGUGCCUGCGACGCUUGCAAUUCCUGCUGUCGCUUCUGCGAUGCCAGCAGUGCAGCCAGGUUGCGAGUAUCCUCGCCUGUUGGGUAGCGUGAGCCCAGCGUCGCCAGGCUCACCCAAACCAAUGUCGCCCAGUGUCUCCCCACGUGUGCGACCCGGGACACUGGAGACGAUGCACCUGGACGAAAAUUGGGAGUUGGUGAAGUGGUACGUAGACGCCACGAAGUUCGAUUCGAACUCAGAACGGCUUCUGAGCCCCGAGUUCGCGUUGCACUUCCCCGGACAGGCCGACCCCUUCACCUUCCGGAUGGUAAUCCUCGCCACGCAGACAGGCGGCAAGCAUGGUGCAGGAUUCAAGAAGGCCAAAGGACGGGGCAGCAUUGAGCUGAAGUGUUCUUCUGCCGUGCCUUCAGGUGUGGACAGUGUCACUGCCCUUGUCACCAUCGGCGAAGGUGCACGCAAGCAGAUCGGCGCAAAGCCAAUUGAGCACAACUUCGGCGACAAAACAUGCUGCCAGUUGCCCAACGGGGAGGAGGCGGAUUGGGAUUUCAAGCAGUCGGUCAGCCGAGACGCCAAGAGCUUCGAGAUCGCAGUGGAGAUCCACCUUUGA
This is a messenger RNA of Symbiodinium sp. CCMP2592, 1242 nucleotides long. NCBI's taxonomy places the organism in Eukaryota, Dinophyceae, Suessiales, Symbiodiniaceae. The record is from the annotation of a GenBank genome assembly.